This is a messenger RNA of Alnus glutinosa, 2430 nucleotides long. Its product is annotated as PHD finger protein MALE MEIOCYTE DEATH 1-like. The record is from RefSeq and is a predicted model, not a curated record. Bases 189 to 2057 code for a protein of 622 amino acids. The transcript has 3 exons. NCBI's taxonomy places the organism in Eukaryota, Viridiplantae, Streptophyta, Magnoliopsida, Fagales, Betulaceae.
UGUUUUGAGGUUUUAAAGCAGAAAAAUGUCUGUUAUUGCGGCGGCCUGUAAGAAGAGGAAGCGGACGGCAUCAAACGUCUACGAUUUUCACACUUUCGCCGACGCAGGUUUUCCCAUCGACCCCAAGGGCGCCUUCCGCGACAACAUCCGGCUGUUGCUUCAAGAGUGCGCCGAACCACACCAGAAGCAUGUCCGACGCACGCUACUUCGCCUUGGGCACGGCUCCUCCAACGAAGUCGUUGUCCCUCUCUACACCAUUGUGGAGGACGUCCGGCGAACUCAGCAGCCCUACUGCGAUCACUGUCGAUGCACCGGUUGGGGCAAUCAUUUUGUAUAUAUCAAAAAGAAAUUAUCAUUUGAUAAUCCCAGCAGCUGAUGAGUGGAAUAAGCCUUUGGCUGAUGACUUUGUUGAUCUUCAGACCCAUCUCUUGCACGGGCUGAUUCACUGCAAUGGGUUUGGUCAUUUGCUCUACAUCAAUGGAAUUGCGGGGGGUUCAAAACAUCUCCGUGGCAAAGAACUCAUGGAUUUGUGGUACCGGAUUUGCACAAAACUUCGAACCCGGAAAAUCACAGUUCAGGAUUUGUCAAGGAAGAAGUCCAUGGAUCUUCGGUUGCUCUAUGGGGUUGGUUAUGGUCAUUCUUGGUAUGGUAAAUGGGGAUACAAAUUCUGCCGUGGAGGCUUUGGAGUGUCAGAACAUGAUUAUUAUGGAGCCAUGCAAGAUCUUAGCUCAUUGGAACUUGACCAAAUUGUCAAAGAUUUUAGUGACACGGACAAAUGCAGAGAAAUCAAUCAAAUAUUUCGUCACUACAGAGAUAUGAGUGAAGCCCAGCUGUUGACACUCAAUGAUCUUCUCGGGUUCAUGCUAACUAUCAGGUCUCAUGCUCCGGUGCAUAUAAACAAGAAGGCCACUGCUGCUCUUUCAUCUUCCACCUCAAAACCAUCAACCGGAAUUAUCCUCCAGAACAAGCCUUUGGUGAAGGGAAUAUCAAUGGAGCAUAGAAGUUUAAAAAGUGUAAUCGCCGAUAUGGAGGAUGGCAACAGGCCUGCAAAAAGACUAGAAUAUGCUGCAGAAGUGAUUGUAAAUGCAUUGAAAGAGAAUAACGCUGGAAAAUUCUGUCACGGCAAGAUGACCCGACCAGAUUUGCGAGAUGCAGCUCGAGUUAAAAUUGGUGAUACAGGUCUGCUGGAUUAUGUGCUAAAAUCACUGGACAAUGUGAUUGUAGGAACCCAUGUUAUGUGUCGUAUGAAGAACCCGACAACUCGAAUUUAUGAAUACUCACUCCAUGAGCUUGAUAAUGGGAUUAAGUCCUCUGAACCAGACACAGAAGUACUUCCAAAGCCCUUUUCAGCACCAGCUCCGUUACCAGGAGUUGAUGUUUACUGUGAUCUGGUUUAUUUGUAUAGAAAUAUACUGGUGGAUUACCCUGGAUCGGAUUGGGUAAAUAAGGCAACUCAGGCAGUGCUGAACAGCAAGUAUUUUGUGAAGGAGUUGCCAUUUAUUGAUGACAAUGAUCAGUUUCUGACAUUUACUUGCCGAUUGAUUCCAAUUUUGGGUGAGAUAGAAACUGAAUUGCAGAAGGGGUUACCACCUGGGGAAGUUGUUGUGGUUGUUCCACUGCAUGCAACGGUUGGAGAGUUAAAACAGGCGGUGGAGAAUGCAGUGAGGGAUACAUACUGCGUUGCAGAAAAUUUUUUGGUUAUGGAGAUUGAGGAGCUAGAGGGUUUCAAGGAUGAGGCAGUUCUUCUUGGAGCAGUAGCCUCAGGAAUAGGCCUUUCUAUUAUAGGUAGCGGGUUAGCUUUGGAGAAUCCUCUGAGGUGCCAAGCUGGGGUUGAAAAUUCAACAGUGAGGUGCAUAUGCGGCACUGAAGAUGACGACGGGGAGAGGAUGGUUGCAUGUGAUAUUUGUGAUGUGUGGCUGAACACUCACUGCCUUGGCAUUGAGGAUAUUGAAGCCAUCCUGCCGCGGUACAUCUGCAGAGGGUGCAAGGUCUCCACCUCGGUUGCUGCACUCACAGCUGAGUCUUCUUGUUGCUUUCAGUACGAGGACACCUUGUAGCUUUGAGUUCGAGAGCGCGUUUCUAAUGCCUGCAUAGAGUUGAAGAGCUACCAUUGCACAAAAAUGGUGGGCGGCAUUUUCCUUUGUCUAACCAAUGUUGUGCAUUAGAAUUUAGAAGCACUCGCUAUAUAACAUACUUUUAUUCUUUAUUCGAUUGUUAUUGACACGUUAGAAGCACUCACCCUCUACUUUGUUUUUGUAUGGAGAGGAGGUGCUAUUCGAGUUAGAACUGUAUAUUUUUUCAAAGGUGUACCUUGGAUUGAGAUUUCUGCUUUAGAUAGGUCUGAGGUGUACCUUUAAGAUUAAUUGGUUCUAAUGUAUACUUUCAGGAUUAAGUUCACUAUUCCAAUAUAAUGGAUUGAGAUUUUUGUUU